Penicillium samsonianum is the source of this 2523-nucleotide messenger RNA. Its product is annotated as reverse transcriptase. The record is from RefSeq and is a predicted model, not a curated record. Gene Ontology annotation, molecular function: RNA-DNA hybrid ribonuclease activity; nucleic acid binding. The coding region runs from base 1 to 2523 and encodes 840 amino acids. The transcript is spliced from 6 exons. NCBI's taxonomy places the organism in Eukaryota, Fungi, Ascomycota, Eurotiomycetes, Eurotiales, Aspergillaceae.
AUGGAUUCGGCUAAAUUCGAACAAAUUGGCUUGAGCUCAUUCUACCAUGCCAUACCAAUUCUCGAUAAUGCCAACGACUGGUCGCAGUGGAACCAGAAAGUCAAACGUGCACGACGAUGGGCAAGAGAGACCGGAAGCGAUGAGGACCAGGAGCGGUUCCGACAGAUGCGCCACGAACUUGGCCGCCAGAGUGCGAAGGUCGCCAAUGAAGCACAUCGGGAACGAGUAGAAGCAGCGACCAAGUCAAUCGACGACUUCUGGAAGCUAUCGAGAUGGGCCAGGAACACUACCCCGCGGGCGACCCACACUGCGACGCGACCCACACUCCGACAUUGCGUGCAGGGGACAGGGAACCUCGAGGGAUACGACUACCCUGCUGCAGUCAAUGCACCACUAAUCACCUCCGAAGAAGUCAUGCACGCUAUACAGAGAUCUGCAUCGUACAAGGCCCCGGGGCCAGACGGGAUCCCGAAUGCUGCAUUGAAGAAGGCUAUCGAGAUACCAAACAUCAUGUUUCUGACACAUCUGUUCAACGAAUGUCUGCGGCUAGGGUACUGCGCUAGUCAUUUCCGCGAGUCCACUACUGUCAUUCUCAGGAAACCUGGGAAAUCGGACUAUACCAUACCAAAGGCCUACAGACCGAGCACUCUGCUGAGCACGCUGGAGCGAGUGUACGAGUCCUGGAGGCAGGAUGAGCACGUCGCUACACUGCUCACACUUGACGUGACCGGCGCGUUCGAUCAUGUGGCGCAUGAGAGCUUUCUGAGAGACCGCUCAACAACGCUGGUUCUACAAGAAGGCUCGAUGGGCACACACCCGGUGGCCACGGGUAUCCCACAGGGCUCACCCCUAUCACCAAUCCUCUACCUCUUCUACAAUGCAGACCUCAUCGACGAGCUUCACGCUGCCGCUGCCGGAAAAGCUCUUGUGACCGGAUACAUCGAUGAUAUCUGUAUCCUGGUGUGGAGUAAAUCUGCGUUAGACAACUGUCAGCUCCUGGAGAGGCUGCAUCAAGUCGCAGAUGCCUGGGCCAGUCGCCAUGCCUCGCGCUUCGCACCCGCAAAGUACGGAUUAAUGCACAUGUGGAAGAAAGGCUGGAGCGCUCGGAGGGUAAGUCGACCGCCGUCCGGCGAGAGCAUCACCCUCCAAGGCGUUGAAGUCAGGCCCACCUCGUCACUCAAAUACCUCGGCAUCAUGCUGGAUGAGCACCUCACAGGAGAAAGCCAAAUUGCACAGUGUCGUAAGAAGGCUGCACAGCUGAUUGCCGCGCUACGGUCAAUCGUAGGGAUGACAUGGGGGGUCUCGACCCUACACCUUCGCCGCAUGUGGACAGCAGUCCUACUUCCUCAGAUCUCAUUCGCCUGCUCCGCGUGGUAUACACAAGGAGCGUACGGCUCUAAAUCGUUCGAGGACCGAGCAAAUAGCACCUUCCGGUCGAUGCAACGGCAAGUUCUCCAGUAUAUCGCAGGCGCUUUCAGGACGACUGCCGGGCCCGCCCUGGAAGUAUGCCUCUUCGUCCCACCGGCAACAAUCGCCAUACAACGCCUCGCGGAAGAGGCCUGUCUUCGCAUACACGCAUCACCUCUUAUGUUGGAGCUGAUCCGGCCGUUCGCGGUUCCCCCGUGGUGGCAACCGCCAGAGACCCGGAUAGCUCCAGAUAAGGACACCGCCAUCAAAGAACAUGAUCUGAUUCUUCUGGCGACGCCUCUCUACGGGCCGAACUCGGCGAUCGCCUACACAGAUGGGAGCAAAACAGAGGGUGGGGGCGUCGGCGCCUCGGCAGUCACAUCCAAAGGGAACGCAACCGCCAGGCUUGACGAUCAGGAUACGGUCUACGCGGCUGAACCCAAGGGCAUCCUACUCGCACCCAGCGAGAUUAAAGAUGACCUGGUGAGAGAGCUCGUCGCUACUGCGACAGCCCCGGCCCGCACAAUGACCAUAUUCACGGACAACCAGGCCGCCAUCCAAGCAUGUUCCCAUCCACGACGCAGCUCUGGGCAGCAGAUUCUCCGCAACAUCACCAUCCAGAUAGAGAACCUACGGCUAGCGGCCUGGCGCAUCCGCAUCCACUGGAUCCCCGGUCACAUGGGAGUACAUGGAAACGAGCGCGCUGACGUUCUAGCAAAGCUUGCAGCAAGCACAUACGGGCCCGCUGAGGCGGUCAUCCUCUUGUCCGGCUGCCGCACUAGGCUCCGCGAGCGAGCUGCGAAACGGUGGAAGGACGAGUGGGCGUCAAGCCACAGCGGCGCUCAUCUCCGCGCACUUUUCCAUGAACCCACGAAAGAGAUCUUCGCGAUACACGAGUCUCUGAGACGUGCAGCCAGCUCAGUACUGAUACAUAUGCAGACCGGUAAGAUUGGUCUCCCCGCUUACCUCGCUACUCUCCCGCAGUGGAGGGAACAGGCUCUCGAAGAUAACCCAUCGCGGUGCACGUGUGACCAGGGCACCAUGAACACGCAGCACAUCCUCUUCUCCUGUCCCCGUUUCACCGAACUCCGUCACCGAAUCCUUGGACUCGACUGA